Cricetulus griseus (Chinese hamster) is the source of this 2592-nucleotide messenger RNA. Lineage: Eukaryota; Metazoa; Chordata; Mammalia; Rodentia; Cricetidae. The record is from RefSeq and is a predicted model, not a curated record.
GAAACUGGAACUUCCCCCCAUACCCUCGGUUGGGGAAAGGUGACCCCUUCAGUCACCUACAACUUUGCUGGGACCCUCCAAAGCCCACUCUCCAUGGAAUUUGCCUUUGAUGCUGAAAGACACGUGACCCGCCCAUCCAUCCUUCUGACUUCUGAGCUGUGAUUCCAUGGCCACACAACCUUGUGGCUCCAUGUCUCCCCCAUUCCAGGAUCCUCCAUGGCCCCAUGACUACCUGAUCCCCAUGGCCUCAUGACCCCUAACCUUCCAUGUGAUCACAGCCUGGACUUUGACCCCAGUGAUUGCUCUUCCCCUCCAGUCCUGUGACUCUGGCCCCAGCUGCCUUUGGGGUCCUGUUGGACUGAACUUACCCAGGAAGAUGUGGGGGAGGCUCUGGCCCCUCCUCUUCAGUUUCCUCACAGUAACAGCAGUCCCUGGACCCUCGCUGCGGAGACCAUCCCGAGAGCUAGAUGCCACCCCACGGACAACCAUCUCCUAUGGAGAGCUCUCCCAGAUCCGGCACUUCAAGGGCCAAGCUCAGAACUAUUCCACACUCCUGCUGGAGGACGCUUCCGAAAGGCUGCUGGUGGGAGCUCGAGGUGCCCUGUUCUCUCUCAGUGCCCGUGACAUAGGAGAUGGGGCUCACAAACAGAUCCACUGGGAGGCCUCCCCAGAGAUGCAGAGCAAGUGUCACCAGAAAGGGAAAAACAACCAGACGGAGUGUUUCAACCACGUGCGGUUCCUGCAGCGGCUCAAUGCCACCCACUUUUAUGCAUGUGGGACCCACGCCUUUCAGCCCCUCUGUGCGGCCAUUGACGCUGAGGCCUUCGUCUUGCCUACUAGCUUGGAGGAGGGAAAGGAGAAAUGUCCUUAUGACCCCGCCCGUGGCUUCACAGGCCUCAUCAUCGAUACAGACCUCUACACAGCUACACGGUAUGAAUUCCGGAGCAUUCCUGACAUCCGCCGGAGCCGCCACCCACACUCUCUGAGAACUGAGGAGGCACCCAUGCACUGGCUCAAUGAUGCUGAGUUUGUAUUCUCUGUGCUGGUGCGGGAGAGCAAGGCCAGUGCCGUGGGUGACGAUGACAAGAUUUACUACUUCUUCAUGGAACGUGAAGAAGGUUCUAGCAGCUUCACGCAGAGCCGCAGCAGCCACCGUGUGGCUAGAGUAGCCCGUGUGUGCAAGGGAGAUCUGGGAGGGAAAAAGAUCCUGCAGAAGAAGUGGACGUCCUUCCUGAAGGCUCGUCUCAUCUGUCACAUCCCACAGUACGAGACACUACGUGGCGUCUGCAGCCUGGACGCCGAUACAUCGGCCCACACACACUUCUAUGCAGUCUUCACACUGACAACACAGUGGAAGACCCUGGAGGCUUCAGCCAUCUGCCGCUAUGACCUGGCUGAGAUGCAGGCUGUCUUCACAGGCCCCUUCAUGGAGUACCAGGAUGGUGCCCGGCGAUGGGGCCGCUAUGAGGGUGGGGUGCCCGAACCCCGGCCUGGCUCGUGCAUCACAGAUUCAUUGCGCAGCCGAGGCUACAACUCAUCCCAAGACUUGCCAUCCCCGGUCCUGGACUUUGUGAAGUUGCACCCGCUGAUGGCUCGGCCUGUGGUGCCCACGCGUGGGCGGCCCCUGCUGCUGAAGCGCAAUGUACGCUACACACAUCUCACGGGAACACACGUCAGCACACCUGCUGGACCCACCUAUGACCUGCUCUUUCUGGGCACAGCUGAUGGCUGGAUCCACAAGGCCGUAGUCCUGAGCUCUGGGAUGCACAUUAUCGAAGAGAUGCAAGUGUUCAGGGAGCCCCAGUCUGUGGACAAUCUAGUCAUCUCUCCCAUGCAGCACAGCCUCUAUGUGGGGGCUGCUAGUGGAGUCAUCCAGUUUCCUCUGUCCAGCUGUUCACGCUACCGCUCCUGCUACGACUGCAUCCUGGCACGGGACCCCUACUGUGGCUGGGACUCCAGCACCCAUGCCUGCAUGGUGGCCACCACCAUAGCCAACAGGUCCCAGGGUUCCAGGACAGCACUGAUACAGGACGUAGAAAGAGGAAAUCGAGGCUGCGAGGGCAGCAGGGGUAUGGGUAGGGCUCUGCAGGUCCAGAUGGCCUCAAUGUCACCACGCUCUGCACAGCUCUGUGUGCUGGGUAGUCAUGAAUUCAGACAAGACCUCUCUUACCAGCCACCUGAGUCCUGCUUACAUUCACAUGUGCACAUGGAAGAAUGUUUAUCAGCUGGGCUGCAGUGUCCCUUCCUCCUCCUGGUGCAUCCUAGUUUCAUUCCUCCCAGAUCCGGGGCACCCUCCCAAUUGUCACCCUCCUGUCUAGUCCUCUUUCCAGUCCCAGCCCCAUGUGGUAACCCUUUGGCAAGAAGACUGGGAAUAGGCCAGCCUGGGAGGUAAGAAACACCCUCCCCUCUUCUCCCUUCCUGUGUAGCCCUCGUGAGUCAGCCUACUGGCUCCUCUCCUCUCAUUCACACGCUGAGUGCCAGCGCUCCAGGCAUGUGUUGUGUGUUCCCCCCCAUGCAUAUGUGGAAACACACCCAUAUCUCCUGCUCACACCCCCCAUGCAUAUGUGGAAACAUACCCACAUCUCCUGCUCA